Molecule: messenger RNA, 737 nt
Organism: Haliotis rubra (blacklip abalone)
Lineage: Eukaryota; Metazoa; Mollusca; Gastropoda; Lepetellida; Haliotidae
Exons: 3
Coding region: 91-594 (167 amino acids)
Source: RefSeq, a predicted model, not a curated record
GCUUCAGCGUCGGAUGAAAGACUCAUUGUUAUCAUAAUGGGUUAUUACAUCACAAUAUAGUGACGUCACAGGUCGAAUCUGUCUUCAGCCAUGAGAGAGAAGUCCACAAUAUUGAUGAUGGGCACGAAAUUGCUGAAUACAGAAAUGGGCCUUGACUCAGUCAUCAAAACAUGCAAGGGCUACCAGCCUAUCUCGCCUUCACAACACACAGCCACCCCUGACUCCACUGGUCAGACAGUGACCAGCAGCGAUCGCAACAAGUCCAGUACCAGGGGAUGCUGCCAGCGCGACCCUCAGGCAAGACCAUCGUUGUCGGCAGCAGACGUCCGACAUCAACAACGUCCUGAUUCGUCGAAAACUGCAAUUCCUUCGACUCGCGUGAGACCUCCUACCCCCAUCUGGGUGGAGGGGAGAUACACCCCAGUUUUCGACACCUCCCCCAUAGUAACCCACAAAGAGGAAACUUUAACACGGGUGGUCAAGCUCGCCGACCCUCAGCCAAAGAAGACAUCGAAAAUGAAACGGUUUUUCAACGGGGUAAGUCGCUUCUUGCGCGAGACCCGCCACCAGAGGAAGGGAUGGACCCGAUUUUAGUCUCCCUGGAACUUUUUACUUAUGUGUCAAACUGUAGGAUAUGAAGUAUAUUUAAAUAUUGUUCACGUACAAUAAUUGUUGUGAUAUAUAGUUUCAGCAACAUGUUGCAACUUUGAAAUCAUAAACUUUUUAUGAAAUUUAAA